This is a messenger RNA of Phanerochaete carnosa HHB-10118-sp, 2236 nucleotides long. RefSeq lists its product as uncharacterized. The record is from RefSeq and is a predicted model, not a curated record. Gene Ontology annotation, cellular component: plasma membrane. Bases 114 to 1712 code for a protein of 532 amino acids. Gene Ontology annotation, biological process: transmembrane transport. Lineage: Eukaryota; Fungi; Basidiomycota; Agaricomycetes; Polyporales; Phanerochaetaceae. The transcript has 10 exons. Gene Ontology annotation, molecular function: purine nucleobase transmembrane transporter activity.
CAGACUCGUUCGUCGGCAGGUGGUUCCAGCUCGAGGGCUCCGGCCACCGGAGAGAGCGCAUAGGCUCGCGGUUCUUGACCGAGAUUCGUGCAGGCUUCACAACAUGGGCUGCCAUGGCAUAUAUCAUUUCCGUCAACGCUUCCAUCAUCAAGGACACCGGCGGCACCUGUGUGUGCACACAAUCCGACCAAUGCGUCAGUGACCAGACGUACCUCGACUGCGUCGCCGUGGUGCAACGCGACCUCAUCACGACGACAGCCGCGGUCUCUGCGCUGGCGUCCUUCCUCAUGGGCUUCCUCGCGAACCUACCCGUCGGCAUGGCGCCUGGGCUCGGGUUGAACGCAUACUUCACAUAUUCUGUCGUUGGCUUCCACGGCAGCGGCAUUAUCACGUAUCGCGAGGCACUCGCUGCCGUUUUUCUGGAGGGCUGGCUUUUCUUUAUCCUUUCCCUGCUCGGCCUGCGGCAAUGGCUCGCCCGUAUCAUGCCGCAGUCGCUCGUCUUGUCCGUCGGCGCCGGUAUCGGUCUCUACAUUGCAUUCAUCGGCUUGUCAUCAGGCGGUCUUAACGUGGUUGGUGGUGACACUACUAACCUCGUCGGCCUCGGCGGCUGUCUACCCCAGUACUACGAGUCGUCUACCCUAGUUGGUUACUGCGCCUCACACGUCCUGCAGGCGCCGACGAUGUGGCUGGGUAUCUUUGUCGGCGGCAUCUUCACGGUCUUCCUGAUGCUCUACCGCAUCAAGGGUGCGAUCCUUAUUGGCAUCUUCCUGACGAGCAUUAUCAGCUGGCCGCGGCCGACGUCGGUGACGGCUUUCCCGCAUACCGCCGCAGGCGACGAGGCGUUCGACUUCUUCAAGCAGGUCGUCGCCUUCCACCCGCUGCAGCUCAUCGGCAACGCGAUCGACUACAACCAGUACGGCAAAGGCCGGGUGUGGUACGCGCUCAUCACGUUCCUGUACGUCGACAUCCUCGACACGACCGGCACCCUGUACUCGAUGGCCAAGUUCGCUGGCCUGCGCGACCCGGUCACGCUCGACUUUGAGGGCUCGACGAUCGCGUACUGCGUCGACGCGUUCAGCAUCAGCAUGGGCGCGCUCAUGGGCACCUCGCCCGUCACCGCCUUCAUCGAGUCCGCGACGGGCAUCUCCGAGGGCGGCAAGACGGGCAUCACGGCGAUGACGACCGGCGCCGCCUUCUUCGUCUGCGUCUUCUUCGCCCCGAUCUUUGCGAGCAUCCCCUCCUGGGCGACCGGCGGCGCGCUCGUCAUCGUCGGCUCGCUCAUGAUCCGCAACGUGCGCGACAUCAACUGGGACUACAUCGGCGACGCGGUGCCCGCCUUCCUGACGCUCAUCAUCAUCCCGCUCACGUACAACAUCGCGUACGGCGUCAUCGCCGGCAUCAUCUCCUUCGUCCUCAUCAACGGCGUCGCGUGGGCCCUGCGCAGGACCUUUGGCGAGCGCUCCGUCCCGCCCAACUACGACGCGAGCGAGGCCUGGGUCAUCCCGCCCGGCGGCAUUGUCCCCACGUGGAUGCGCGUCGUCGCGGCGCGCGUCAGGCUCGCGCGCGGCCACGGCAGUCGCGCGGACCUGCAGCAGCAGCAGCAUCAGGAGGGCGUCGAGAUGCAGUACGGCGCGCGCGAGAGCCCCGACGACGAAUCGCUCGAGAAGCCCGCCUCCGCGAACACCGAGCCUAUCGAGGAGAAGGGGUUGUGAGUGGUGAAUGUAGGAGGGUCUCCGGGGAAGGGUGAGAGGUUUCUAAGUUAUUCUUUUUUUUUACAGUUGAUUGUCGUUCAUGCUGCGGCGUAUGUUAGGGAAGAGGGAAAGUUGGUUGUUUGUAUUUGUACUGUGCUGAGAGAGCUCGAAGUUGCUGUAGCUUUUCGAUUGCGUAUGUGCUGUCUAUCUGUCGUUGCGUAGAAUUUUUCUUUUUCUGUCUUUUGUUUGUAGCGGUUCUUUGGUUAGGGCGGGAGAGACGACGAGAGGAUCGUGCUUCUGUACAUGUGCACUUGCACGCUGCUCUUUGUUGUUUCUGCGCCGGCACGCUCAUUUGACACGUCUGAUAAUAUACACCUGGCUGUUAGAGUCAUGUUAAUGCCAGUAUUGAGCCUGAGAGAUUGAAGAUAUCCUCCGGCAUGGCUAAGCGCUCAAACAGCGACAAGGAAAGAGAGCGUUCUUUGAGUCUAUUAGUAGAUGAAGUUAUAGCGAGACAAGAGGUGCAGAAUUGCGGAAAGUUGUGGGCC